UUGGUUCCGGAGGUUGCUGCGGCCGUGGGAAAUGCUGGCACGCUCGGCGCGGGGCACUGGGACCCUUCUGCUUCGGGUGAGAGCGAGGCAACGUUUUCCAAAGGGUCGGGACGGAGAUCACCCGGGUCCUCAGCUGGGAAGGAGCGGAAUUCCAACUUUGGGAGAGGGCUGGGGUCAGAGGUCAUGGGCCCCACGUGUGUUCCUCUCCGAGGAUUUUGAGGGUCGCGGUUUAGUGAGAUACCUUCAGGACAGAGGGGCGGGGUGGCGGGUCACCUGGGAUCUCUGCUCACUGUCGUCUUUCUUUCAGGGCUGUCUACAGGCUUCUGGCCGCGCUCCGCGCCGCGCCUCCUCCGGAUUACCCCGAAACACUGUGGUACUUUUUGUGCCGCAGCAGGAGGCCUGGGUGGUGGAGCGAAUGGGCCGAUUCCACCGGAUCUUGGAGCCUGGCUUGAACAUUCUCAUCCCUGUGUUAGACCGGAUCCGAUACGUGCAGAGUCUCAAGGAAAUUGUCAUCAACGUGCCUGAGCAGUCGGCUGUGACUCUCGAUAACGUAACUCUGCAAAUCGAUGGGGUCCUUUACCUGCGCAUCAUGGACCCUUACAAGGCAAGCUAUGGUGUGGAAGACCCUGAGUAUGCUGUCACUCAGCUAGCUCAGACGACCAUGAGAUCAGAGCUUGGCAAACUUUCACUGGACAAAGUCUUCCGGGAGCGGGAGUCCCUGAACGCCAGCAUUGUGGAUGCCAUCAACCAGGCUGCUGACUGCUGGGGCAUCCGCUGCCUCCGUUAUGAGAUCAAGGAUAUCCAUGUACCACCUAGGGUGAAAGAGUCCAUGCAGAUGCAGGUGGAAGCAGAGCGGCGGAAACGGGCCACAGUUCUAGAGUCUGAAGGGACCCGAGAGUCAGCCAUCAACGUGGCAGAGGGGAAGAAACAGGCCCAGAUCCUAGCCUCUGAAGCAGACAAGGCUGAACAGAUAAAUCAGGCAGCAGGAGAAGCCAGUGCAGUUCUGGCCAAGGCCAAGGCUAAGGCUGAAGCUAUCCAAAUCCUGGCUGCAGCUCUGACACAACAUAAUGGAGAUGCAGCAGCUUCACUGACUGUGGCCGAGCAGUAUGUCAGCGCGUUCUCCAAACUGGCCAAGGACUCCAACACUAUCCUACUGCCCUCCAAUCCCGGCGACGUCACCAGUAUGGUGGCUCAGGCCAUGGGCGUAUAUGGGGCCCUCACCAAAGGCCCAGUACCAGCGUCCCAGGACUCAGUCUCCAGCAGAAGCAGCAGAGAUGUCCAGGGCACAGAUGCAAGUCUUGAUGAGGAACUUGAUCGAGUCAAGCUGAGUUAGUGGAGCUGAACUUGGCCAGGGAGUCUGGGGACAGGGAAGUAUACUCUUUAUACUUCUAGAGCCUGACUCUAGCCUCCCUGCCAAGAUUUUGGUUUUUAUUUUUUUAUUUGAGUUUUAAUCAUGUAAUAAACUCACUAGUGGCGAACGAGAAA
Messenger RNA from Carlito syrichta (Philippine tarsier), 1485 nucleotides. RefSeq names its product stomatin like 2 (gene STOML2). Gene Ontology annotation, cellular component: membrane. The record is from RefSeq and is a predicted model, not a curated record. Bases 32 to 1333 code for a protein of 433 amino acids. The transcript is spliced from 9 exons. NCBI's taxonomy places the organism in Eukaryota, Metazoa, Chordata, Mammalia, Primates, Tarsiidae.